UACAAUUUGUGUUUGACGUUUUUUUUUAAACUCGAAGCUUGUUUCUUGUUUUUCACGUUAACAAGUUGUUUACGUUUUGAAAUUUAUAAAAUUAUAAGAAACAAACAUGGAUAACGGUCCUAAAAAGUUCUUUAAAUUAAUAAGGAGGAAUGGUUUACCUCCAGCACAGCCAAAAGAAGUUAUAAAAAAAAACUUGGAACCUUUAUUACAAAACAUUGAGAAGAAAAAGUAUGCACAGGAAGUGUAUUAUAAAGAAAAUCCUAAAGGUGUGAGCCCAUUGAUAAGGAAAGAGAAAGGAUCAGUUCGUCAAAGGUUAGGACAAACUCUAAAGUAUAAAAGAUUAACUAACACUGCAAAUAUAAGUCCAAAAUCAUUGUAUAAAAUCCAAAGAUGUGAAAACUACCCAAUGAACAAAAAAAGAUUUUCGGCACAGGAUCGACUCAACCGAAUUAGGCAAAGUCAGUUAUACUUUUUGAAUAACAACAAUGAAAAAAAAACUAAUACUAUAACAUUAAGGAGAACCAAUCAGUUCAAAAAUACACCCAGGAAUGUUCUUCAAAGGGGAGUACCAUAUCAACGUAAAUUUAAAUUGCGCUUAAAUCAGCAAUUAAUGACUGCAAUUCUUAACAUUCAGUCACAGUAUCAUUCAAUGCCAUUGUAUAUGGAAGAUUAUAUUUGUAGUGCAGAGGCUACUGAUUUAAAAUUAAAUAAUCGGUUUUCUUCUUAUUAAAUCUUAAAAUAGUAAUAUUACCUAGAUAGAUUACUUAUAUCUAAUAUUGCACUGCCAGUAAAAUAUUGGUGUAGGUAAUUCAUAAUUGGUAGUAAUUAAAUUGUAAUAAUUCAAAUCAGUUUAUUUAAUCACCAAAAAUGUAUGUGAGCAACUAAUAACUAUUCAAAUCUGUACAAUUUUAUUAUUAAUUAUUACACCAAUUAUUUUUUACUGGGAGUGCAAUAUAUUGUUAUGUUCGUAAUACCUACUAGAUACUUGUUAUGUUUUGUUUAAGUUUUUUUAUUUUGUGUUUUUGCAACAUUUUAAAAAUACUUCAGUUCUAAAGGUUUGUGUAAUUUUUUUAAUUUAUAAUUUUG
This is a messenger RNA of Brassicogethes aeneus, 1086 nucleotides long. NCBI's taxonomy places the organism in Eukaryota, Metazoa, Arthropoda, Insecta, Coleoptera, Nitidulidae. The record is from the annotation of a GenBank genome assembly.